GACUUAGAGUCUCCUCUGAUAGACAGACAGGAACCGCCAGGAUGCUGGCCGCCCGCACCGGAGCGGCGGGGAGUCAGACAGCAGAAGAGCACACCAAGUUAAGGAAACAGUCUGGGCUUUCCAUAGGGGGCAAAGACAAAUCUCCCAAGAAAGCCCCUGAAAAUGGGAAAGACAGCAGCCUCAGCCCCUCGGGGCGAAGCCAGCUCAGGGCGCGGCAACUGGCUCUGGUGCGCGAGGUGGAGAUGAACUGGUACCUCAAACUGUACGAGCUGUCGGGCGAGCACACGAGCGCCUGCACCACCGGCAUGCCCCACAGGAAUCUUGGAAAAUCAGGACUCAGAGUUUCUUGCUUGGGUCUUGGAACAUGGGUGACAUUUGGAGGUCAGAUUUCAGAUGAGGUUGCUGAACGGCUGAUGACAAUUGCCUACGAAAGUGGAGUGAAUCUCUUUGAUACUGCCGAAGUCUAUGCUGCUGGAAAGGCUGAAGUGAUUCUGGGGAGCAUCAUCAAGAAGAAAGGCUGGAGGAGGUCCAGCUUGGUCAUAACAACCAAACUCUACUGGGGUGGAAAAGCUGAAACGGAAAGAGGGUUGUCAAGAAAACAUAUUAUUGAAGGGCUGAAGGGCUCCCUCCAGAGGCUGCAGCUUGAGUAUGUGGACGUAGUCUUUGCAAACCGACCAGACAGCAACACCCCCAUGGAAGAAAUUGUUCGAGCCAUGACACAUGUGAUAAACCAAGGAAUGGCGAUGUAUUGGGGGACCUCGCGGUGGAGUGCUAUGGAGAUCAUGGAAGCCUAUUCUGUAGCAAGGCAGUUCAAUAUGAUCCCACCGGUCUGUGAACAAGCUGAGUACCAUCUUUUUCAGAGAGAGAAAGUGGAGGUUCAGCUACCAGAGCUCUACCAUAAAAUAGGAGUUGGAGCAAUGACAUGGUCUCCACUUGCCUGUGGAAUCAUCUCAGGAAAAUAUGGAAAUGGAGUGCCUGAGAGUUCUAGGGCCUCACUGAAGUGCUACCAGUGGCUGAAGGAAAGAAUUGUAAGUGAAGAAGGCCGAAAACAGCAAAACAAACUAAAAGACCUUUCCCCAAUUGCUGAGCGUCUGGGAUGCACACUACCUCAGCUAGCUGUUGCAUGGUGCCUGAGAAAUGAGGGUGUGAGUUCCGUGCUCCUGGGGUCCUCCACUCCCGAACAACUCAUUGAAAACCUCGGUGCCAUUCAGGUUCUCCCAAAGAUGACAUCACAUGUGGUAAAUGAGAUUGAUAACAUAUUGCGAAACAAGCCCUACAGCAAAAAGGACUACCGAUCAUAAGGCAGUGCAUGAGCCACGGGACGUGCACGGUUCAAACUGCGGUCUCUACUGGUACAGAAUGGCGUCACUAGCCAGUCUUUUGAGUCACUUAGCAGCCUGCUGCUCAACCUCUAGUAUUCCCGGAUUCUGAGGUAUCUGCUGUCGCUACCACUGUGCACCUGAAUUACAAGCACAUCUGAAAACUCACAACCAAGGAAAUCCAUUCUAUUUUCUUAUCUUGGACUGGAGUCAACUAUUCUUGCAUUGCUCUGUACACCUCAUGCUUAUGCCACAGGAAGUGUAUGAGGGGAGGACAAUUACCUUCAGGCAUUUAGUAACUUAAAGAAGGCUGUACAGAUGUAUUUUUCCCAAAAUGCAUAAAAUCCACAGAUGCAAUGUGGAUUGCAUCAGAAAGAGUAGGCUACGGUCACUCAGAAGUCGUGGGAGAAUAAGCAGAAACAACUUCACAUUGUUUGUUUCUAUUUCCACAUUGAGGUUAGCUAGAGUUGUUUCACUGGUCAUUCAACAAAACUAAAAUUCCAAGGUAUUUGCUUUCAUUACCUUUUAAAAAUAUUCACUGUUGCUUGGCCCCAAGAAUGGCCUGUAUUAUAAUUUACCUGAGGUAUCUAUUAGGAUUCUAUUAACACUAUGUCCAUUCACACAUUGAGAUGGUGAAAGGAUGAACACCCAAUCGUUAACUUGAAACAUUAUGCCUAAUUUAUGAAAGGGGGGAUUACACUGCUAUGGAAGCUUAGGCCUUGAAUAAAAUGUAAUAUAGCUACAAUUGAAGUGUUCAUUUUUGACUUCAUUUUAUUAAAACCUGCUUUAUACUUUUGACUGCUUGUAGGCACAGCUUCUGCAAGUUUAAAUAUUUGAGCUUUAAAAAUAAAUAUACACAUGCUCAGUUUUGUAAGUCAACCUGUAAAAUACCCAUAAAGGCAAAUGUUUACUGUUUAAUUAACACUGGGACUUUACAAUAGGAUGCUUGUUUUUGAGGAGUUAACAUGAAAGUGAAUCAUGGACUUUGUGAAAAAUGCUGUCACUGUUCAGCUUAUGCUGGGUGAAUUAACUUGCCUAGUAAAAAGCAAAUGUUAAAAAAUUUCCUGAUUCUAUAACCACAUUAUAUGCACUAAACUAAAUGCAUGAGAGCUCUCUGCAUGGAUCAAAGGGACCUAGCCCUGUUGCACACAGAAGCUGAGGGCUAACCUUGCCACUACUGACUGGUUACCUACCCUCAUGAAUAUUCCACUUGAAAAAAACUUUUAACAAUAUAUUGUGUGUACCUGUAAGGAGGGAAAACUUGGUGGCGGGGGGGGUCCUAUUUCUCUAUUUGGAUACCUGAGCAUGUACAAAAUACCAAAAUCACUUUGAGAUUUAAAGAAUAGACCAUCAGCUUAAAAUGCUAUUUUCUGCCACCAUUUCCAAAUACGUAUUUCAUGACUAAAUUCUAAAUCUUAAAUUGUUAGUGUGAAAUACCAAUAAAUUUUCUUUUUUGUUACUACUACCUGUAUUCUAAUAAGGAAACAGUUUGGGUUUUUUUGCCCAGGGGUAACAGGUUAAUGAUGGAUCAUCCUUCAGUUGUUCAUUGUGUAUUAAACCAGUGAACUACUGUAUGCGUAAAUGAGCUGAAGUUGUCUAAUUGGAACUGCGAUUUAACUUAUUUGCUUAGAGUAAUAAAAGCAUUUUGUGCAUUUAAUCUCAAUUAAAGGUUUUUAUCUGAUCUUUCAUUAUAAGGGAAUAUAUAUAUAUAUCCACCUCCAUAAAAUAGGCAGUAAGAAUCAUCUGAAUAAAAAUUAUGUUGGCAAGUAAGCAGCACUGAAUGAUACCCAACAGAAACACAGUAUCAAAAGAUUUCAGUAACAAUCCAAACUUUUUUCUCUUAUUAAUGAAGAAAAUGAUUAACUACUAAAGAUCUCUCUCAUUGGGUUUUAGAAAUACACUGCAUGCACUAAGGCUAAAGCUUCUCAAACUCAUUUAAAAACACCUGCAAAUUAAAACCAAAUGAAAAACAUUAUUGCUUACCCAUGGGAACUACUUUUUUAACAGAUCAUCUGCCACGGUAAACAUAUUAGAUUAGAAAUGUCAGUUAUAUCCUUUAGAAAAAUUUCCACGUACUCCCAUAUUCUUUUCUGGAAAGAAUUUCAUAGCAGAGAGCAUACCAUUCCGAAGGGUAACCUGGUUAGCAGUCAUCCACAUACUGUAAUCUCGGCCAGUGGAAAUGCAAACUAGAUGCUGUGUGCCUGGCUUCCCACUUGAAGAACUCAUCAUCAAUAGUAUACCAUUUGUCAGCAGACGUCACAGCUUCACCUUAGCCAGGGCCACCAUUCCUCGGCAAGUGAGGAGACCAGGCCUAAAACCCAAGUAUUCAGUGUUCCAGACCAGUGUUUUAAGGAUGCAUUUUAUGAAUUCUGUAGGUAAAUUUUUAAGUUAAAAAAGCUUGGGUUAAGAAUUCAAAUUCAGAAUUGGUUAAGAGGUGAAGGUCAGAAAAGAGAUGUCCUGAAAACUCAUGAAAGCCAAUGAGAAGUGAGUCUCUAACCACAUCCAUGAAAAUCUAAACCAACCACUCAAAAAAUCCUCCUAAUCUUCAAUUCAUUACCCUACCUGGGAGUCCAAAGAGGUGGGAUCUAAUCCCCUAGAGCCCAAACAGAUGGAUCUGUAGAUCAGUGCUAUGUCUCUGUAUCCUUUAUGGCUGCAGAAACAGCCGUGACUGGCACACAUACUGAAAACCCAGAAGUUGGGUGGGCCGGACAGCAGAGCAGGCACAUGUUGGCAAAGAGGCCUGACACGCUGCUCUGUCACAUAACCAUAUUACGCCCAUCACUGCUACAGACAUCUGAUCAGUAACUACAAAAAUGUGCAUUUACAUGCGUGGGAAAUUUAAAUGGUAAUGGCAAAU
Messenger RNA from Callorhinus ursinus (northern fur seal), 4176 nucleotides. It is a transcript of the gene KCNAB1, whose product is annotated as potassium voltage-gated channel subfamily A regulatory beta subunit 1. The record is from RefSeq and is a predicted model, not a curated record. Gene Ontology annotation, cellular component: juxtaparanode region of axon; cytoplasm; voltage-gated potassium channel complex. Gene Ontology annotation, biological process: potassium ion transport; regulation of potassium ion transmembrane transport; transmembrane transport. NCBI's taxonomy places the organism in Eukaryota, Metazoa, Chordata, Mammalia, Carnivora, Otariidae. Gene Ontology annotation, molecular function: voltage-gated potassium channel activity; transmembrane transporter binding; potassium channel regulator activity.